AUGUUGAUUUUCCUGUUUCUUGUUAUUUCAGUCUUUUCCAAAUGUGAAACGAACAUCUGUUCACCGGCAGACGCGAUUUCUGAAAUGAAAACGGAUCUGUUUCCAAAGGCUGAUGCACUUAUUAUUCUCGACCGAAUCGACGAAUACCUGGGUGCGUAUGCUUUCCGCGACACUGCAAAAAAUCCACCACAACCACCAAGUCGUCCUACCUAUCACAAAAAGUUUGAUAUUGAUGCGGAAAUCGCAAAAAUUCGAAUAAAUGUAGAAUCUGCUCCUGAAAAUGUCAACUUUUAUGAUUUCUUUGUUUCACUUCAAAAACUUGUGAAAGGGCCAAGUGAUCUCCACCUCUCCUUGAAAAUAGCGGAUUCAACCAACUAUAAAAUAACACAAUUUUACACGAUGAAUCCAAUUAAUUUCGUUUUCAAAGGAAAAGACGUUUAUCUUCGAGUUGUCAACACAAUUCUUGGACUCUCUCCACAACGUAUUUUUGGCCAGGAGAUCAUCACUUCUCUCAACGAAAAGAUGAACAACAAUUCGAAGAUUAUAAAGAUCAAUGGCGUCGACGCAACACAAUUUCUUUCAAAUUAUGCACUGAAAUAUUACCGCCUGAAAAACGAAAACGGCGCAAUUGCUUAUAUGAAACAACUCUUCGAGGUAUCUCUUUACUCAUCAUUUCCAUAUGAAGAAAACGAUUUAAAAUUUGUGUUAACUUUCUCGGAUAAUACGAGUGUCUCGUUUAAUAGUGUGUUGUACUAUUUGUCACCGUCUCUUUUUAAAUCCAAUGACGAAGCUAUGAAAAUUAAACGAGUGAUCGAUCAAAAGACUAAAAACGAACGCGAUAGGGUUAGCAAUAAUGAAGUAAUCGCUAAAAUUCCAUUUGAAAUUACAAACACUGAUUUCGCUCCGAAGUUGAAAGGGGAAAACGUGUAUGAAUAUACACUUCCAAAUAUCAUUUCAUGCACAAAACGUGUUAUCGAUGAUAUCAAUAUGAACAUUUUAGUCGUCAACUCUUUUUCACCAACUAAAGUGAGCGACUUCAUUACAACUGCAGACAACUGUAUGAAGUUUUUUGAUACGAAUACUCACCCAAUUUUAGUUGUACUCCCAAACAAUGGAGGUGGGUAUGUAAGUGCAGAAGACUACCUUUAUAAACUUUUAUUCCCAUCAACUUAUUACACAAAACGAUACAUCGCACGAAUUAACGAAACAACAGAGAAAGUCAUGAAAGGGGGGUUUGUCAACUCUCUGAUUGAUCCGUUAACAAACACUUUAAGGUCUCGUGACCAACAAUUCUUAAUAACAGGCAAACUAACUGAAUGGUAUUCCAAUCCACAAACAGAUACCUAUGGAGAUGUUUUAUAUACACACACGCAACCUUCAUAUUUGAACUCUCCGUCAAGUGGAACAUAUCAAAUGAAAAACGUCCGAAAGUCGAAUGAAAUAAUUGUGAUGACUGAUCACUUCUGUUUUUCUGCAUGUUCUUUAUUUGCAAAGAAUGUUGUUGAGAAAAAGUCUGCAAUUACUGCAACAUAUUCUGGACUUCCAACUUCGACUUUCAGAGUUGUUGGUGAGUCACCAACUGUUGUCAUUAAAGACGAGGAAAUCACAAGAAAUUACAAUGUCGACUUGGGGACAUUUGGGUUAUCAAUGAAAAUAUCAUUCAUGCCAUCUCUUCCUUCAGAUGAGAGUGACUUUGUCCCAAAUGAAUAUCGCACACAUCAACCAGAAGAGUAUGUUGAUAUAGACUCGUUUGAAGAUACCGAAAGUUCUGUUAUGGAAUUUAUCAAGGCGGCAAUCCAAAUUUAUGAAAAUCACCAAAUUCAAUGUAACGACAACCAAACAAAAAAGGACGAUAGAUGUAAAGAAAGUUCUGACAGCGAAAGUUGGGGUUCACUUUGCAUUAACGGCGUUUUUAAUCCCGAGCAGUGUGAAUUUAUCGAAUGUAGAGAAGGGUAUAUACGAGACAAUAACAAAUGUAUUACUGCAAACCCACAACCAAACGAUGAUCAAGAAACGAGCAAUCAAAUAGAAAGCCACGACCAAGACACCUCUCCAGCGUUUUAUAUAUUCCUUUCGUUAUCAUUUUUACUAUUCGUUUAA
Molecule: messenger RNA, 2100 nt
Organism: Entamoeba invadens IP1
Lineage: Eukaryota; Evosea; Mastigamoebida; Endamoebidae
Exons: 1
Coding region: 1-2100 (699 amino acids)
Source: RefSeq, a predicted model, not a curated record